AUGGCGACCGCUUCUCAGUCGCAUCCUCACCCUCACCUCCACUCUCACUCCCAUCCCCACCGUUAUAUUGGUCCUCCAUCCGUCGUACCCGGCGAUGCUCUGAAUCGCAUCCUCGCUGACCUCUGCACCCGUGGCAACCCUAAGGAAGGUGCUUCUUUAGCUUUUAAGAAACAUCUGGAAGAAGAAGCUAGAGACCUGAGCGGUGAAGCUUUUUCUCGAUUUAUGGAUCAAUUGUAUGAUAAGAUAUCAAGUCUUUUAGAGAGUAGUGAUGUUGCUGAGAAUCUUGGAGCUCUUAGGGCAAUUGAUGAGUUAAUUGAUGUGGCGCUUGGAGAGAAUGGUUCCAAGGUCUCUAGAUUCUCAAGUUAUAUGAGGACUGUUUUUGAGGCGAAGCGUGAUCCUGAGAUUUUGGUUCAUGCUAGUAGGGUUCUUGGUCACCUAGCUAGAGCUGGUGGAGCUAUGACUGCUGAUGAAGUUGAACGCCAGGUUAAAAUUGCACUCGAUUGGCUUGAAGGGCCCAGAGUGGAGUAUCGGCGUUUUGCUGCUGUUUUAAUCUUGAAAGAAAUGGCAGAAAAUGCUUCAACUGUUUUCAAUGUCCAUGUCCCGGAAUUUGUAGAUGCUAUCUGGGUUCCUUUGCGAGAUCCAGCAUUGCCAGUUCGUGAGAGGGCUGUGGAGGCAUUGCGUGCCUGUCUUAAUGUUAUUGAAAAGCGCGAGACACGAUGGCGUGUACAAUGGUAUUAUCGAAUGUUUGAGGCCACACAGGAUGGAUUAGGUAAAAAUGCCCCAGUGCACAGUAUACACGGUUCAUUGCUUGCUGUUGGAGAACUUUUGAGGAAUACUGGAGAGUUCAUGAUGUCAAGAUACCGAGAAGUUGCCGAAAUUGUUCUUAGAUAUCUAGAGCACCGGGAUCGACUUGUUCGCUUGAGCAUAACUUCGUUGCUACCUCGGAUUGCACAUUUUCUGCGUGAUCGUUUUGUUACCAACUAUUUAACUAUAUGCAUGAAUCAUAUUCUUUCCGUCUUGAAAGUUCCUCAAGAUCGUGAUAGUGGGUUUAUUGCUCUCGGAGAGAUGGCUUUAGCACUGGAUGGGGAACUUAGCCAUUAUUUGCCGACCAUAUGUACUCAUUUACGCGAGGCAAUUGCUCCCCGUAGGAAUAAACCUUCACUUGAGGCCUUGGCAUGUGUGGGAAAUAUAGCAAAAGCAAUGGGGCCUACUACUGAACCUCAUAUUCGUGGCCUUCUGGAUGUUAUGUUUUCAUCUGGUCUUUCGACUGUUCUUGUGGAAACUCUUGAGCAAAUAAGUAUGAGCAUUCCAUCUCUGAUGCCAACCAUUCAAGACCGGCUACUGGACAGUAUAUCUAUGGUUCUUUCUAAAUCUCCUUAUCUAGGGAGGCCUGUGCAAAGCAUCGGUAAAGGAACAAUUAUAAAUAUCAGUCAGCAAGUUUCAGAGCUUAGUGGUUCUGCUCUUAUACAGCUUGCUUUGCAGACCCUUGCCCGCUUUAACUUUAAGGGCCAUGAUCUACUUGAAUUUGCGAGGGAAUCGGUUGUUGUCUAUUUGGAUGACGAGGAUAGAUCUACACGAAAAGAUGCAGCUCUAUGUUGUUGCAAAUUAAUUGCUACUUCUUUCUCUGGUAUUGCGAGCGCACAUUUUGGUUCUAACAGGCUGUCUCGAUCAGGAGGGAAGCGCCGCCGUCUUGUUGAGGAGCUUGUGGAGAAGCUUCUCAUUUCUGCUGUUGCAGAUGCUGAUGUUACUGUACGCCACUCUAUCUUCACUUCUGUUCAUGGAGAUAGAGGUUUUGAUGAGUAUUUGGCACAGGCUGACAAUUUGAGUGCAGUAUUUGCUGCUUUAAAUGACGAGGAUUUUGAUGUUCGAGAGUAUACAAUUUCUGUGGCUGGAAGGUUGUCAGAGAAAAAUCCUGCAUAUGUUCUUCCAGCUCUUCGUCGAUAUCUCAUACAGUUGUUAACAUACUUGGGGCAAAGUGCAGAUAGCAAAUGCAAGGAGGAAAGUGCGAAGUUAAUCGGCUGUUUGAUAAGGAAUUGUGAAAGACUAAUACUUCCGUACAUUGCUCCAAUUCAUAAGGCACUUGUGGCCAGACUUCUUGAUGUUAGUGCCAAUAUUGGAAUUAUAAGUGGAGUCCUUGUAACUGUGGGGGAUCUUGCUAGGGUGGGCGGUUUUGCAAUGAGGCAAUACAUUCCUGAACUUAUGCCUUUAAUUGUUGAUGCUUUAUUGGAUGGAGCAGCUGUCUCCAAACGUGAAAUAGCUGUUGCUACCCUUGGUCAAGUUGUACAGAGCACUGGGUAUGUUAUUACUCCAUAUAACGAGUAUCCACAAUUACUUGGGUUACUCUUAAAAUUACUGAAUGGUGAGCUAGUGUGGUCUACCAGACGCGAAGUAUUGAAGGUUCUUGGCAUAAUGGGUGCUUUGGAUCCUCAUUUGCAUAAACGAAAUCAAAAAGCACUUCCAGGGCCUCAUGGAGAAGUUACGCGCCCUGCUUCUGAUUCAAGUCAACAGAUUCAGUCUAUCGAUGAAUCUCCCAUGGACUUGUGGCCAUCUUUCGCUUCAUCAGAUGACCAUUAUUCCACGGUUGCCAUUAAUUCUCUCAUGCGGAUUUUGAGGGACCCGUCACUUGCUAGUUAUCACUUAAAGGUGGUUGGGUCUCUGAUGUUCAUAUUCAAGUCAAUGGGACUAGGAUGCGUUCCAUACUUGCCAAAGGUUUUGCCUGAUCUCUUUCACACUGUUCGUACAUGUGAAGAUAGUUUGAAGGACUUUAUAACAUGGAAGCUUGGAACUCUGGUGUCAAUUGUGCGCCAGCACAUUCGAAAAUAUUUGCAAGAUUUGCUUUCUUUGGUUUCAGAGUUAUGGUUAGCAUUCUCUCUUCCAGCACCAACUCGUCCUACCCUUGGCUAUCCGGUACUUCACCUGGUAGAACAACUUUGCUUGGCUCUUAAUGAUGAAUUUAGGACAUAUCUACCGGUUAUUCUGCCGAGAUGUAUUCAGAUAAUUAGUGAUGCAGAACGGUGCAAUGAUUACACUUAUGUUCUUGAUAUUCUCCACACCCUAGAAACUUUUGGUGGGACCUUGGAUGAACACAUGCAUCUACUUCUCCCUGCUCUUAUUAGGCUGUUUAAAGUGGAUACCUCAGUUACCAUAAGACGUGCUGCAAUUCAAACUUUAACAAGAUUGAUCCCUCGUGUGCAGGUCACUGGUCACAUAUCCGCUCUCGUUCAUCACUUGAAGUUAGUUUUGGAUGGGAAAAACGAUGAGCUCCGAAAGGAUGCUGUUGAUGCACUUUGCUGUCUGGCUCAUGCCCUUGGCGAGGAUUUCAAGAUUUUUAUACCAUCAAUAAACAAACUUCUUCGGAAAUAUCAAUUGCAGCACAAGGAGUUUGAGGAAAUUGAAGGCCGUUUACAGAGACGUGAGCCGCUAAUCCUUGGGACCACAGCAACUCAAAGACUGAACCGUCGACUUCCUGUUGAGGUUAUUAGUGAUCCGCUAGAUGAUGCGGAGAAUGAUCCUUAUGAAGCUGGAUCUGAUGCUCACAAACUCAAAGGACAUCAGGUUAAUGAUAGUCGAUUGCGGUCUGCUGGGGAAGCUUCUCAGCGAAGUACAAGGGAAGAUUGGGCAGAAUGGAUGAGACAUUUUAGCAUUCAACUUCUGAAGGAAUCUCCUUCUCCAGCCCUACGAACCUGUGCUAGGCUUGCACAGUUACAGCCUUUUAUUGGGAGGGAAUUGUUUGCGGCUGGAUUUGUCAGCUGUUGGGCACAGUUGAAUGAGGCCACUCAGAGGCAUAUGGUUCGAAAUCUUGAAAUGGCAUUUUCUUCUCCACAUAUUCCUCCGGAAAUAUUGGCGACUCUUCUCAAUUUGGCCGAGUUCAUGGAACAUGAUGAGAAACCUCUUCCUAUUGACAUUCGCCUUCUGGGUGCUCUUGCAGAGAAGUGUCGUGCAUUUGCAAAGGCCUUGCACUAUAAAGAAAUGGAAUUUGAAGGAGCUCGUUGCACCAAGAUGGAUGCUAAUCCAGUUUCUGUAGUUGAAGCUCUUAUUCAUAUAAACAACCAAUUGCACCAACACGAGGCUGCAGUUGGAGUAUUGACCUAUGCUCAACAACAUCUAGAAUUUCAACUUAAGGAGUCAUGGUACGAGAAACUGCAGCGAUGGGAUGAUGCUCUCAAGGCAUAUACUGCAAAGGCAUCUCAAGUAACAAGUGCGCAACUUGUGUUGGACACUGCUUUAGGUAGGAUGAGAUGCCUUGCUGCAUUAGCUCGAUGGGAAGAGUUAAGUGAUCUAUGUAAGGAAUAUUGGACCCCAGCAGAUGCAGUAACCCGUCUUGAAAUAGCACCAAUGGCUGCUAAUGCUGCUUGGAACAUGGGAGAAUGGGACCAAAUGGCUGAAUAUGUGUCUCGGUUAGAUGAUGGCGACGAAACAAAAAUUCGAACUGCAGGAAAUAAUGCUUCUAGCAGUGACGUGAGUAGUAAUGGCACCUUCUUCAGGGCUGUUCUAUCAGUUCGCAGAGGAAAGUACGAUGAAGCACGGGAGUAUGUUGAAAGAGCUAGAAAAUGUCUGGCAACAGAGCUUGCUGCUUUGGUUUUGGAGAGCUAUGAGCGGGCUUACAGCAAUAUGGUUCGUGUUCAGCAGCUAUCUGAACUAGAAGAGGUGAUUGAUUACUGUACACUUCCUAUUGGAGACAGAGUUGCUGAAGAGCGACGGGCUCUUAUUCGCAACAUGUGGACUCAGCGUAUAGAAGGAGCCAAGAGCAAUGUUGAGGUUUGGCAGGCACUUUUGGCUGUUAGAACACUUGUGCUGCCACCUGGGGAAGACAUUGAAACGUGGCUAAAAUUUGCUUCCCUUUGCAGAAAAAGUGGGCGCAUUAACCAAGCAAGAUCUACUUUAGUUAAACUUCUACAGUAUGACCCUGAAAUAACACCUGAAAAUGUGCGAUAUCAUGGCCCACCUCAAGUGAUGCUUGCAUACUUGAAGUUCCAGUGGUCACUUGGUGAGGAUUCAAAGCGCAGAGAAGCAUUUGUUAGGCUACAGGAUUUAGCUAUGGAAUGUUCAAAUGUACCCAACAUUCAGCCAGUUACACACCCGGUCUUCACUAGUGGUUUAAAUCCAAGUGUUCCUCUCCUUGCUCGUGUUUAUCUGAAUCUUGGCUCCUGGCAGUGGACACUUUCUCCUGGACUGGUUGAGGAAUCCAUAAAAGAUAUACUCGAUGCAUUCUCAAAAGCUACUCAAUAUGCAAAUAAAUGGGCCAAAGCCUGGCAUAAAUGGGCAUUGUUCAAUACAGCAGUGAUGUCUCAUUAUACUUUAAGAGGUUUCCCAGACAUUGCGGCACAGUUUGUUGUUGCUGCUGUCACCGGAUACUUUCAUUCUAUAGCAUGUGCAGCAAAUUCGAAAGGUGUUGACGGGAGUUUACAGGAUAUUCUUCGCCUUUUGACACUAUGGUUCAACCAUGGAGCUACUGCAGAAGUUCAAACGGCCCUAACGAAAGGAUUUUCCCUAGUAAAUAUCAACACAUGGCUAGUUGUUCUGCCUCAAAUUAUUGCCAGGAUACACUCUAAUAACCAUGCCGUGAGAGAGUUGAUACAAUCACUGUUGGUUCGAAUUGGGCAAAACCAUCCACAGGCUCUCAUGUAUCCUUUGCUUGUGGCCUGUAAAUCAAUAAGCAACUUACGUAAAGCUGCAGCUCAGGAAGUUGUGGACAAAGUUCGGCAGCACAGUGGUGUACUUGUGGAUCAGGCCCAACUUGUAUCAAAAGAGCUUAUCAGAGUUGCUAUUCUUUGGCACGAGCUCUGGCAUGAAGCACUUGAAGAAGCCAGUCGUCUUUAUUUUGGUGAACAUAAUAUUGAAGGGAUGUUAAAGGUGUUGGAGCCACUGCAUGAAAUGCUUGAGGAUGGUGCAAUGAAAAACAAUGCUACCAUAAAGGAGAGAGUAUUUAUUGAGGCCUAUCGACAGGAAUUGUUGGAGGCAUAUGAAUGCUCUAUGAAUUACAAGAGAACUGGGAAAGAUGCUGAGCUUACUCAGGCAUGGGAUAUCUAUUAUCAUGUAUUCAGAAAGAUAGAUAAGCAACUUCAAAGUCUUGCUACUUUAGACUUGGAGACGGUUUCUCCAGAAUUGCUAGAGUGCCGAAAUUUAGAGCUUGCCGUUCCUGGGACAUACUGCGCUGAUGCACCAGUGGUUACUAUUGCAUCAUUUGCACCCCAGCUUGUUAUCAUACCAUCUAAGCAACGGCCCAGGAAAUUAACUAUUCAUGGGAGUGAUUGUGAGGAUUAUGCCUUCUUAUUGAAGGGGCACGAGGAUUUACGCCAGGAUGAACGAGUCAUGCAGCUUUUCGGUUUGGUGAAUACCCUGCUUGAGAAUUCUCCUAAAACAGCUGAGAAAGAUCUGUCGAUUGAACGAUAUGCUGUGAUCCCUUUAUCUCCAAACAGUGGUCUAAUUGAAUGGGUCCCAAAUUGUGAUACUUUGCAUUCACUUAUCAGGGAGUACAGAGAUGCUAGAAAGGUCAUCUUGAAUCAUGAACACAAAUGCAUGCUCAGUUUUGCACCUGAUUAUGACCAUUUGCCUCUUAUAGCUAAAGUGGAGGUGUUUGAGUAUGCUUUGCACAAUACUGAAGGAAAUGACCUAGCAAAGGUGCUUUGGUUAAAAAGUCGAACUUCCGAGGUAUGGCUCGAGAGGAGAACAAAUUAUACCAGAAGUUUGGCAGUUAUGAGCAUGGUUGGCUACCUUCUUGGGUUGGGUGAUCGUCAUCCAAGCAAUCUCAUGUUGCACCGGUUUAGCGGCAAGAUUUUACACAUCGAUUUUGGAGACUGUUUUGAAGCAUCGAUAAAUCGAGAGAAGUUCCCGGAGAAGGUACCAUUUCGCUUGACAAGAAUGCUUGUGAAAGCUAUGGAAGUUAGUGGAAUCGAAGGAAAUUUCCGCUCCACUUGUGAAAAUGUUAUGCAAGUUUUGAGAACAAAUAAAGAUAGUGUUAUGGCCAUGAUGGAGGCCUUUGUACAUGAUCCUCUUAUAAAUUGGCGUCUUUUCAACUUCAAUGAAGUUCCGCAAAUGUCCAUGCUUACUAGCAAUCAUGCACCUCCUACUGUAACUAGUGAAGAAUCUGGCCCAAAUCGAGAGCUUCCUCAUCCUCAGCGUGGUGUCCGUGAAAGGGAACUUCUUCAGGCGGUUAAUCAACUCGGUGAUGCUAACGAGGUUCUGAAUGAGCGUGCCGUGGUUGUCAUGGCUCGUAUGAGUAACAAGCUUACCGGUCGGGAUUUUUCAACUUGCUCUUCAGUAUUAAACAACUCCCUUCAGAAUGCAGUGGACCAUAGCAACUUAAAUUCUGGAGACUCUCGGGAAAUUGAUCAUGCUUUAUCUGUGAAAUUGCAAGUACAAAAAUUAAUUUCCCAUGCUACCUCACAUGAAAAUCUAUGUCAAAACUACGUUGGGUGGUGCCCUUUCUGGUAA
Messenger RNA from Lathyrus sativus (Indian pea), 7434 nucleotides. NCBI's taxonomy places the organism in Eukaryota, Viridiplantae, Streptophyta, Magnoliopsida, Fabales, Fabaceae. The record is from the annotation of a GenBank genome assembly.